Molecule: messenger RNA, 1194 nt
Organism: Hypomesus transpacificus
Lineage: Eukaryota; Metazoa; Chordata; Actinopteri; Osmeriformes; Osmeridae
Product: histone H1.M6.2-like
Exons: 6
Coding region: 655-1176 (173 amino acids)
Biological process (GO): nucleosome assembly
Cellular component (GO): nucleosome
Molecular function (GO): DNA binding
Source: RefSeq, a predicted model, not a curated record
AGACGUUAGCCAAGCGUUUUAUUGGCAACACCUGUUGUGAUUAACCACGUGAUUUGUGGGAAGCAUAAAAGUAGGAUUGUCUCUGGCAUGCAACAGAAUUCAGGGGCAAAUAUUUUAAAGUUGAACUUUUAGCCAAAAUCUGAAUUCAAAUCAGGAUUUAUUUUGAGAAAAGUAGGCUAUGCCUCCUAAAAGAGCUGCAGCCACUUCUGAGGACGGUGUGUCUGACGAGCUCAAGAAGUAUGCAGCUCAUCCCCCAACAAUGGUGAUGAUAAAACAAGCCAUUGCCGAGCUUAAUUCAAAAAAGGGGUCUUCUACACAGGCAAUACGUAACUAUGUAACGGAAAAGUAUCCGUCAAUUGAUUCGGUAAAGUUAAAGUAUCUGGUUCGCAAGGCAGUAGUGAAAGGAGUUGAGAGGGGCGAGUUAGUGAGACCAGCGAGGUCUACUUUCAGUGGGGCGCAAGGAACUUUUCUUGUAAGUAGGCCUCAGUUAGUUGUGGAACGCUACAAAAAUUGAUACAACCAUUAAACGAUGGUGCCAGGUUACUGUAGCGUUAACUUAAUCGCUUGACCAAUACAACUUUUAUUUAGCUUGUAGUUAAGAGUAAAGCAAAAGGGCUUAAAACCGCAUCUGAGAACAGCGAUCCCAAUGUGGAAAUGGCUGCCGAACCUGGAGCUAAGAAAACAAAGACUAAAAAGAUUAAAGAUGCUGAGAAAGAACCAGUGCAAAAGCGAAAGGAUCCAAAACCGAAGGCGGCUUCCAAAGUGGCCCCUCAGGCUUCUGGGGACAAGUCUGAUGGGGAGGAGGAGCCUAAGCGCAAGAGCUCCAAAGCUGCAAAGGGCACUAAGAAAGAACCUGUAAAAAAGGAACAGCUCCCCACUGAGGAUUCGAAAUCGAAGAAGGCCCCCGAGGCCGGUGCCACUGCCUCCAAAGUCGCUCCUGCCAAGAAGCCCAAGGCUAAGAGGUCUCCAGAGGCUGAGGUGGAGACAGAGCCGCAGAAAAAACCCAGGGCUCAGAGGGCAUCCAAAGCUGCCAAGGACAAGGUGGCAGAACCAAAGAAGGUUGCCAAGGUGACAGAACCGAAGGCUGCAAAGGUGGCCAAGAAACCUGAGGUUGAGGAAGAAGCUGCCUCCACACAAGCUGCCCCUGGGAGACGAGGGAAAGGGGUGAAAAAUUGACCCCCCCCCCCCCCCCCC